UAUUUUUGCCACUUUACCAAAAAGUCGGCAUAAAUGUGCAACCAGCUUCGGCAUAACUUGAAAUAUAUUUUCUGCGAACACAGGUGAUAAGAGCCUUGUGCGUGUGCCAACGAAUUUAAGCGCCGCGCACAGCACAUGGAGCAGAGCGCGCCAGGGACGCCAAAGAAGCGCAAACACAGCGAGUACCACGAUCCAGACUAUCUCCAAACAGCUUCAACUAAUGAAGAUAGUGAGGAUGCAGCUACAAACCAGCAAAAGCGGACGAAACUGGAGACGGAGUCGGCGGCCGAGGAGGAGGAAGAAGAGUUGGAUAAAUCAGCUCAGCCACAGCGCGUGCCCGUGCCAGACACAACGGAGAAGUUGGAGCGUAUCUGUGAGAUCGUCCGCGUAGAAUUUCAGAGGGAAAUCUCGCUUAAGGAUGAGCAGCUGGCCGAGAUAGAUAGACGACUGCUGCAGGCGCGUCAACUGCUGGACAAGCUGCGCUUUGAAGUGGUCAGCGAGUACUAUAGGAAGCAACAGGUUCCCCUCACAGCGGGCGACGUGGCCAAAGUGCGCGGUGGCGAAUCACUGUUCAGCGAUGAAAGCGCUGGUCCACAGUUGCCUCUGCAUCCGGCCAUUAAGAAGAUUGUCGGAAAGCGCCCAUUGCUCAUCCAGAACCACCUGCCAGAGCGCACGGCUGCCACACUGGCCAAGCAGACGAUAAGGCAGCGAAACCCAGCGCACCGCCGUGCGGAGCGUCGCAGACAGCAAAAGAUUCGCGAGCAGGGAAUUGUCAUCGAUCAUUCAAAAGAUCAACAGCAGCAAUCAAUCAAUAUCAAGGUGGAAGAUGAGCAGCCAUGCACCAGUCGUCAGGCACACGAGCGGCAACAGCAGCAGCAACUGGAGCUGAAUGCUUCGCGAUUGAACAACAAGAACAAAUUCAACUUUGUGGUGGGCAACACAUCCAAAUACAUUGGUGGGGAAGGCAAAACUACAUUGGAGAAUGGUGGCCAGGCCCUUGUCUACAAAUGGCUGGUCUAUGUCCAGGGCAAAGAUCUGCCAAAACCCCUGGAGACGUAUAUCAAGAAGGUGCGCUUUCAGCUGCAUCAUUCGUAUCGGCCCAACGACAUUGUGGAUGUUCAUGCGCCGCCAUUUCAGUUGAAUCGUCGUGGCUGGGGCGAGUUCCCCAUGCGGAUACAGCUGUUCUUCCACGAGCAUCUGCGCCAAAAGCCCGUGCAACUCAUGCACACGGUCGUGCUGGAUAAGACAAUGUGUGGCCUUCAUACGAUGGGGGCGGAGACUACUGUCGAGAUUUGGUUGAGAGCGGAACGAGCUAAGGUCAAGCAGGAACCAAUCGAGCCUCCUCCUCCCCCAAUGCCUGUGGCUGCUCCUAUACCUUCUGCUGCUGCUCUUCCAGCUCCUUCUGCUCUUCCUCCAGCUUCCUUCCCACCCCCCAUUGAGUGUUUAAAGCCCCGAACGAUAUCCAUCACCCAAAACAAAGAGGAACUGGAUGACAACCUCUUUGCCGGCAUCAACAAGAUCGAAAUGAGCGACGACAUCGAGCAGAUUGAGCCAACGGUUUUGGUCACGGAGCCCCUGAAGCUCAGCUAUAGCCCCAAAAUGCAGCCGCCCACAGGAACUUUACCGUUGAGAUCGCCACUCCGAGUGAAUGUAACUCGGCCAAGCGCCUCGCGGCCAUCUGUGGCACACCUGCCCGUCAAUGGUAACAGUCCAAGCCCCAUCAAGAGUGAGAAAUCGGGUCAGGUGCGACAGGCUCAGAACGGACAUCGGGCCAAGCAAAAUGUUGUCUUCCAGAAGGCGGGAAAGCUGUACAUUAUCGAUCCGCAGCAGAGCAAGCUGAAACAAGCGACACAGCAGCGAUCGCUGCUGAAGCCGCAAGUGAGUCUGCUGAAGGCGCCGGCAGUGAAUCGCCGCCAUCAGCUGGUGUGCAUCCAGCACGAUCAUGGCUAUGCAGACAUGUCGAGUGUUUAUAUGAAGGAGGAGCUGCAGGAACUGAUCAACAUGUUGCCGAAACGCUGCUGGACAUCAUCUCUGGUAAAUACUGCACCGAUUCGACCCCGGAAACUGGAUCAGAUCUUUGGCAGCGUCCAGUUCAAGAGCAUGCGCAGCGCUGUGGAGUUUCUGCUGCGGCGCUUGCCACUGACAGGCAGUCCGAGAGGGGAUGAAGAGCCGGCCUUCGUGUGUCCCCCCAAUCUGUUGGCCUUCCAGGAACAGUCUGCGUUGCGGCAACGUUUCUACGAGUACGUGCGGGCUCGGCACCUGCGUCGCUGUAUGAUGCAGCACCCUGGAUUGCAGCAGUUGUAUGACAGUGGCAAGGAGGUCUACUGGAGCCUGCGUGAGAUCGUGGGCUUUGCCCGUCUACAUGCGUACACACCGCCGCUGAAGAUGUUGACACCCACCGAAAAGCGGCAAACGAAGCAGGGAAGCGAAGAGCAGCUGUCACAGCGUGUCCAGGACCAGCUCAAGGAGGAUCCACAACCGCAUCUGUCGGCCUAUUGCAGUGUCAGCUCCACCAAUCGCAUCGAUGCCUGGAUAGCGAAGCAAACGGGUCGCCUUCAGGGGCAUGAACACGAAAUACAGGAUCAAGAGUUCAUCGAUGUCUUGGGUGUGGACGCCUCCAAUCUUCGACCCCUCAGCCAGCGAAAAGCGCAGUGCGCCUCUGUGGCAAACAAUCGCCAGCUGCUGUACCUGCCCCCACCGGAGCACCUUGAGACGGCGACGCAGCUGGUCCAGGACAUGUGCAAGGACAUCAACAUCGGCCUCGAGGCGGAAGAGUCCACGCCUGGUGUCUCUCAGUCGCUCUCCCUGACACUGCUCGGCCGUGUGCUGAGCAUGUUUGUGGAGCGACUGGUGCGCCGUUCUGUGGCAGUAAAGCUCCACCAGGACACCAUUGAACAGCUGCCGCCGCCCGCCGCCAAUGUGCCGCUCUGCCUGCAGCCAUACGACAUUGGUCGGGCGAUUUCGCAAUGCCCGGAUAUGGAUUUCCUUGGGAAUAGCCACCUGGGGGUGACUCCCAUUGAGCCGCAGCCGUAGCUGUGCGAAUUUAUUUGUUUUUAGCAGCACGCAAUUCACAGUUCAAAUUCUCCUGGGAUAUUAGUCGAUACCUACGUGUAAUCUUUGUUUGACUAAGCUUUAGAAUAAGGAAUUAAAUUAACUAAUUUAACACA
Messenger RNA from Drosophila persimilis, 3167 nucleotides. RefSeq lists its product as uncharacterized. The coding region runs from base 136 to 3033 and encodes 965 amino acids. NCBI's taxonomy places the organism in Eukaryota, Metazoa, Arthropoda, Insecta, Diptera, Drosophilidae. The record is from RefSeq and is a predicted model, not a curated record. Gene Ontology annotation, cellular component: NuA4 histone acetyltransferase complex. The transcript has 2 exons. Gene Ontology annotation, molecular function: histone binding. Gene Ontology annotation, biological process: chromatin remodeling; regulation of transcription by RNA polymerase II.